CAAUAAACAAACAAUUUACACCUAAAAUGUCCGCUCUGUUGUGUUUGGUAAUCACAUUGCUGGCAUUGAGCGUCGCAUUGGCCAGUGCCACCAGGGCCAAGAUCCCAGAGUUUAUCAAGAGCAUGAAAUGUGCCGACUGCAGCAUGAACAAGGAUUGCGAUAUUAAGACCACGGGAUUCUAUUGCCCACUCGAUGUGGACAGGGUCGAGAUUCACUACAAUCCGGAUGGUAAUAUAUCGACGGGCCUGGGAUACUUGGCCGAUUGCAUGGCCCCGCACUAUUAUUUUUACAACAAAAAGUCAAUUUCACACAUUUGCUGCUUCUGGUCGCCCGUUAUUGGCUGUCGGCAGGUCAGGAACUUGGGGGCACAGAAGGCGCCAUGCGAUACAUGCGCCAAUUGGCAUUGGAGUCCCAACCUUCACCACGUGGGCUGUCCGUGCCAAGAAAAAGAAGGAACCAAGAGGAAAAAGAAGAAGGGCAAGGGCAGGAGCACAAAACUCACGCAUUGCGGCAUCGUUUCCAUGAUUCUCAUCCAUUUGGUGCAGCAAAUACUUGCCACCAAUUGAUGCCACCAACUAUUCUACUCAACCAAACACACGCACUGACACCUCUCACAUCUCACACAUGGAAUAUGUUCCUUGAGAGUUCUGUGCACUCCAUUCUGAAGCUACAACUGACACGCGAUUGCUGGUUCAUUACACGCUACAAA
Molecule: messenger RNA, 709 nt
Organism: Drosophila subobscura
Lineage: Eukaryota; Metazoa; Arthropoda; Insecta; Diptera; Drosophilidae
Exons: 3
Coding region: 27-566 (179 amino acids)
Source: RefSeq, a predicted model, not a curated record